Messenger RNA from Chinchilla lanigera (long-tailed chinchilla), 1442 nucleotides. RefSeq names its product putative tripartite motif-containing protein 75. Gene Ontology annotation, molecular function: protein binding. Lineage: Eukaryota; Metazoa; Chordata; Mammalia; Rodentia; Chinchillidae. The record is from RefSeq and is a predicted model, not a curated record.
CGCCGCGGGGGCCAGGCCCGGCAGGCUGCAGCUGGACGUGCGCGACCGCACCCUGGGCGUCUUCCUGGACUACGAGCUGGGCGAGGUGUCCUUCUACGACAUGCCCGAGGGCGCGCACAUCUGCACCUUCCGCGAUUCCUUCUCCGGCGCGCUGCAGCCCUACUUCUACGUGGGGCCCGGCUCCAAGCCGCUCAGCGUGCCCCGGGAGCGGCUCUGCGAGUGAGAGCGGCCGGGCUGCUUCCCCCGGGGCUUCCCCCGCUUAAUCUGCUGUGUACCCUCCUUUGGGCCGCGGUGGGGGCGGUACCCAGCGUUUUGCAGGCUAAAGCGUGUACUGUGCUGUGGAGCUGCGCGCCAGGCCCCAGCUUCAUCUUCUGCUUUUUGUUCUUGUAAAUCACGAUGCUAGGGAUCAAAUCCAGGGAGUGCUGAACUACAUUUUCGCAAAUAAGGUUUUUUUUGUAGUAGUGGGGGUGGAACACAGGGCCGAUGCGCCGAGCUCGGUCCCCAGCCCUUUUUCUUUAUCUUUGAGCUAGGAGCUUGCUAGGUUGCCCAAGCCGGCCUGACCCUGCAGCCUGCCGCCGCCUCCCAAGCCCCUGGGGUCCCCGCAUGCGCCCCCCGGGCCACGCAGACUUUCUGAAUGGAAGCGUCCCUGGCUUCACGGUGCGCUCACAGCUCUGGGCCCUUUUUUUCGGUUUCCCCACUUGAAAGGAGAAAGCUUCAUUUUGUUGCCACGGCUCUGUGAAGCGGCUGAAGUACGGCCUCCCUCCCAGGGCUGUCUGGGGCUUGGUCACCCUGCUGGGUUUGGGGUGAGGGUUUUGUCUGUCCGUGGGUGGGGUGCACAAGACUCUGCUCACCCCACACAGCUGUCUGUAGGCAGAGAGCGGCGGGCAGCGGCUGGAAGGGCUGCGCACCGUAGAGGUCCCCAUUUUUUCUUUUUUUUGGGCACAAGGUGUUAACUAAAUUAAGUCGCUCACGCUGGGCUGGACUGGGGUGAUCCUCCUGCCUCAGCCUCCUGAGUGCUGGGAUUACAGGCAUGCACCACCACGCCCGGAGAGCGUGAGCAUUUUUCUCAUGUUGUAAGGUCACGUUGUUGGGAUUAGGUCUCACCGUGUUACCCAGGCUAGGCUUGGACUCCUUGCCUCGUCUCCCAGUGGCCAGGAAGACCCGAGUGCGACACCGAGCCCGGCUGGUGCUUGGUUUUUCUGCACUAAUGGCUUGUGUGUGCUGUGCAACAUGUAUCAGCACGGAUAGAACGUAGGUGUGAUUUUUUUUUUUUUUUUCCUGUUCUGGGAAUUGAACCCCGGGCUUCACAAUGAGCUACAUAAAGAAAUGGUAAGGGGGGGCAGCUGUGUGAAGGGCCGCAUCGCGUGUGCCUGUAUUGACACCACACGGCUCCCCAGUGACAUGUACAGGUUCCGUGUUCUAUAUGGCAGUUCAGAAAUAAA